Molecule: messenger RNA, 4266 nt
Organism: Notolabrus celidotus (New Zealand spotty)
Lineage: Eukaryota; Metazoa; Chordata; Actinopteri; Labriformes; Labridae
Gene: fbxl9
Product: leucine rich repeat containing 29
Exons: 11
Coding region: 387-2354 (655 amino acids)
Biological process (GO): SCF-dependent proteasomal ubiquitin-dependent protein catabolic process
Cellular component (GO): SCF ubiquitin ligase complex
Molecular function (GO): protein binding
Source: RefSeq, a predicted model, not a curated record
CCGCCCUCUGACGUCAGUGUGUGCUCUGCGGUCAGCUGAUCCAUGUGAAGCCAGACAGCGGACGGAAACGUACAGCCUGUGGUACAAAGUAAAGUAGCUUAGUGGGGUGACAGCAGGCUGCAUAGCUCUUCAUCUGUUCCUGUCCACGUUAUAUUCCUGCAUGAUAUUGAUUAGUUAUCAUCCAUGAAUGAUCAUAUUUAUCAGUCUUUUUUCACUUUGAAGCGCGUGUUUUUAGCAUAGCUGCUAACGUCGGUGGACUCAGCUCUUUAACUUCGCUAGCUUACAAAGUGAAGGGCCAGGUGAGACCAGGGUGAGACCAGGGUGAGACCAGGGUGAGACACCUGUGAUGGUCCGGAGUCCUUUAGAACACCGAGAGAGAAGCUGAGAUGGAAAACUGCGAUGGAGAGGACUUCAUAGAGACGCCUGAGCUGCCUCUUGAGAUCAUAGUUUACAUCCUGAGCUUUCUUCACCCUUCAGACCGGAAAGAAGCCUCACUGGUGUGUCGGCGCUGGUACAUCGCCAGUCAGGACUUCAGCUUUCAGAAAAAUGUCACCUUCUGUUUCCCGGCUUCAGCCUCUUCCCUGGAGCUGAUCAGAGGUCUGGGCAGAAAGUCACGCUGCAGUCUGGUCAUCAGCCAGCUGGAUGGACACAGCAUGUCAAGAUCGCUGCUUCAGGAGGUGGGUCUGUGUUUGGGCUCCAGGUUGGAGAGCUUGGCCCUCCCUGGCAGCAGUAUAACAGAGGCCUCUCUGCUGGACCUCCUCCCCCGCCUCACCUCUCUCCGCAGGCUCAACCUCAGAGGGCUGGACAGCCUCUUCAUGUCCGGAGCCUUCCUUUCUAGGGAGGAGCACAGACAGCAGGUCAGGUCAGCUCUGUCUGGUCUGGAGGAGCUCGACCUUUCAGACCUGCGCUUCCUUUCAGACCUCACCUUCAACCGGCUCACCGGCUGCACCCCGCGCCUCCGCCGCCUUUCAUUGGCCGGCUGCCACAUUGCCUUUGAGUUUGACCCUUAUCAAGGCUGCCCGGUUGGAGCUGUUGAGGUAUCGUCAGCACUGCUGUCACUGAGAAACCUGAGGAAGUUGUUGACGGAGCAGAAAUCCACCCUGAUAGCUCUGGACCUCAGCAGAACCUCCAUCACCCCUGAGUCACUACGCACCAUUGCUCAGGUUCCGGGUUUGUUUUUAGAGGAGCUGAGUCUGCACGGCUGCAAAGAGCUGACGGACUACUCAGUGGAGGUUCUGGUGAAGCACCAGCCAAGCCUCCGGAGGUUGGACAUCAGUGCCUGCAAAGAGCUGACCAACAGGUCUGUGGAAGCCAUAGCACAGGGCCUGAAGUCACUGACACACCUGUCACUGUCACGCGACUGGAGGGUCACUGAAAAAGGCCUGGCUGACCUCCUCUCUGUGUCGUCCCUGAAGAGUCUGGAUCUGUCCGAGUGUCUGCAUGUCAGUGGCUCAGAGAUAGUGAGAGGCCUGACCGGAUCCAGGACUGCUCGAGCACAGCUAGAGACCCUCAGCCUCAAGAGCUGCACCUACAUCAGGGAUCUUGCGGUUUUCUCCCUCACUCGGCUCCUCGGGGAUUCUCUCCGUGAGCUCGACUUGACUUCCUGUGUAAAUGUGACCGACCUGUCUGUGCGCGCCGUAGCUACUUACCUGCAGGGGCUGGUGGUUUUGCGGCUUGGCUGUUGUAAAGAAGUCACGGACUGGGGUCUGCUCGGGAUAGAGGAGACAGCCAAAUGUGAGCACAACCUGGAUACGGGAGAAAAGGGGCCAAAAUUCACCCGCACAUUUGGAAACAUGGGUUUUUUCAAGCCUCCUCGUUUGCCAUUCGAGGAGCGACCCAAGCUGGUGACGAAUAACGACCUGGAGCAGUUCAAACAGCAGGACGGAGCUUCACUGUUGGCGCUCAGCAGGCUGCAGGAGCUGGACCUCUCCGCCUGCCCCAAACUCACCGACAGCAGCAUCACGCAGGUAGUACGCUACCCAGACCUGCACCGUCUCUCUCUGUCCAUGCUGACAGAGAUCACUGACGCUAGCUUAGCAUCGGUAGCCUGGCACUGCCGCAGCCUGACCAGCCUGGCACUCAGCCACUGCCCAGGUAUCAGUGACCAUGGCAUGGCUCAGGCUGCACCGUACCUCCGUCGACUGCAGCAUCUCUACCUCUCCUGUUGUAAUAGAAUCACAGACAGGUCCUUGUUCCUCCUGAUGCAGCACUGUAAACGUCUGCAAACACUCGACAUCUCAUGGUGCAAAAACAUCUCCGUCACGACAGUGGACCUCCUCCAGGCGAAGUUACCGUUCCUGGAAAACGUCCACUACAAAUUCAUAGGUGGGACCGAUCUAACCCUCACACUCUGACUGAAAGACCAAAAGACAUUUCAAAAGAAAACCUGCUGACGAAGCUCGCUCUGAUGACUGAGCUUCUGCACGAGAACUGAUGGAAGCAUCAGAGAGAGGUCAGUCUGAGGGGGCUGCUCCGUGAACCUGUCGCCUGUAUGUCGUCUUGUAAGUGAUUGUAGAAAGUCAAACUAGUAUCAACGUAUUUAAAGGUAACUUAAUGUCGGCUCCAAAGGGAAAAUGGUGUCGUGUGUAUGUUCGGUUCACUAACAAGACUGUGCCGUUGUAAAAGUGGUUUGUUUGAAAUAUGCGUAAGAAUGGAGGAAGCCUGCCAGGACCUGGGGGGUCAAAAUCAAGGAUGAGGACACAUCUCAACAAGCUUCUGGUUUAUCAUCCUGUGUUGGUUUCUGUGUUGAGAAGAGGAGAGAAAGGGGGGCGGUUCUUGAGAACUGUGUGAAAGAGAGCGUUGGGCUGUGAACACACCAGUGAUGACACAGGUGAAAGAAAUACUCAGAAGCGAGUGACUGAGUUGAUUUCAGAGGCGUGGUCUUGUUCCUAAACUUGCGUUAUAUUGAGUUUAUCAGGACAGCUUGUAUACAAACAAGGCUCUUCAUGGUGUCUGCACAGCUUAGAGAAAACCCCUCACACCUGAGCCACAGCUGCUACAAGAAGGAGGACAUUUACCUCAAACGUAAGGGAGCACAUUGCACUCACUUGAAAAAGAAAGCUCUGUUUUCCUGAGUUAAGGAGAUGCUGGUACCUCAAACCCCUGAUGGAAGCUUUCACUAAGGCCACCUGAGGAAGAAAACAAGACCUAACUGUGUAGUUUAGUCCGUAUUUUGUUUGGGUUUGGGACCUUUGGGAGAUAUCCAUGACUUAAAGCAACAUAGAUGCUGUUAUAGUUUGCACAGGCACAUUAUGGAUCUGCAGAUGUUCAGAUGUAAAGUCCAUCCUGAUGAGCUGAGCGUUUCAGUGUUUCUCAGGAUCAGCGGAGCAGUAGUGGCAUCCUUUAUAUGCAACCAUCAGUACGUAACAUUUUAAACAAGAUUCUCCUUCCUCGUUCCUCAAUUCACAGAUGGAGCUGAGGUUACAAACUACUUAAACAAGCAAAUACAUUUUAUCUCAAGUGAAUACAGCGUGCUUCCAUAUAUGUUUGUUUCUAAGAGGAAAAUGUCCCCCAGAUAAGUUUGAGGUUUGUAUAUCACGUAGUUGUAUAUUUACUUUUACAUAAGUAAAGGAGUCGACUGUAUCUCAGACUUUUUAAAAUUAUUCUGAAUGAAGUGGUCUCAAAAGAAAUAGUUUUUUAAGUGAAUUUUAAAUAAUAUAUAAAGUAAUGUUAUAAUAUAUUUAAUAAUGUUAACUACAUUCCAAUAAGUUUGCUAAUCCAAAGCACAUUUCACUGUUUUCAGCACUUAGAGAAGGUCAGACUUCCUUUGAAUUAUCCUGAUCCUCCUCCUCUUUAUAGAUAUCUGACAGUGUUUCUUCAUCAUUCCUCAAUCUUUCAUUAUUUUAACAGAUACAGAAGAAACUUUUUCUUUCUUUAAAUUUAUUAUUUGAGCUUUUAAUGCCUUUAUUCAGAGAGGAUAGUGCAGGAACCAGGGCUUGAGGGCUGAAGCCUCUCUACACGGGGCACGUUGAACCACUGGACCAAACAGGCAUCCCAAACUGAACCUUAUUUAUUCCUGUUAGUUCUGUUCUUCUGAAAAUGAGUGGCUCCAAAAUGCUUUCCUGCACUUUUACCUGCAACACGAGAUAAAACUAAUUACUUCAAAGCUACAGUGUAUGCAUGUUCUCCUGCAGAGGACGGAGCAGGUAUUAGUUUCCCCCUAGAACAUGUCAGACAUAAACAACAAGUCAAAAGUUUGGAAACACCUUCUCAUUCAAGGGUUUGUAUUUAUUUUAAUUAUUGUAAACACUGUAGAUUAAUACUGAA